AUGGAUGAAGGGAUCAAUCAUGAUCAACUUGCUUUAGAUGCACUUGAACGUCGUCGUGCUGCCUUGGACGAGAUUGACAAUGCCAAGUUUGGCUGGUUCCAUAUUCGUGCUUGUAUCGUCUCAGGUAUCGGUUUUUUCACUGAUGCUUAUGAUAUUUUUGCUAUCAACCUGGUCUCUGCUAUGAUCGGUUUCGUUUACUUCCAAGAUAAUGGCAACAAGACUCCUUAUAACGUUGAUACUGCUAUCAAAGUUUCCUGCUCUGUUGGUACUGUCGUCGGUCAACUCUUGUUUGGCUGGCUCGCUGAUCGUGUGGGUCGUAAGAGAAUGUAUGGUGUUGAAUUGAUGAUUAUUAUUAUCGGUACUAUCGGCCAAGCCCUCGUUGGCAAUGGUCCUGCUGCUUCCUUCUGGGGUGUGAUCACGUUCUGGCGUAUCAUUGUCGGUAUUGGUAUCGGUGGUGACUAUCCUUUAUCCUCUGUCAUUACAUCUGAAUUUGCUACAACCAAGCGCCGUGGUGCCAUGAUGGCUGCUGUCUUUGCCAUGCAAGGUAUCGGUCAAGUCACUGCUGGUCUCGUCGGUUUGGUCGUUACUGCUGCAUUCCAAAGUGCCAUCAAGGCUGAUCAAACAAAGCUUGACUACGUUUGGCGUAUCGUCAUUGGUCUUGGUGCCAUUCCCGGCUGCUGCGCUCUCUACUAUCGUUUGACCAUUCCCGAAACUCCUCGAUUCACCAUUGACGUUGAACAAAAGGUCGAAAAGGGUAUCCGUGAUGCCAAGGCCUUUAUCGAAAAGGGUGCCUCUGCUGGUGACUACACUGACAACAUUGCCGUCUCUCGUGUUGAAACCUCUCCCAAGGCCUCAUGGGCUGACUUUUGCCAACACUUUGGUAAGUGGGAAAAUGGUAAGGUCUUGUUUGGUGCUGCCUACUCUUGGUUUGCCCUUGAUGUUGCCUGGUACGGUCUUGGUCUCAACAACUCUAUCAUUCUUACCAACAUCGGUUUUGGUGGCUCCAGCGACCCUUACACCGCUGUCUUCCGUGUCUGUGUUGGUAAUGUGAUCAUCAACUUGCUUGGUUCCGUUCCUGGCUACUGGAUCUCUGUCUUCACUAUUGAUAAACUCGGUCGUAAGCCCAUCCAGAUCAUGGGUUUCAUCAUGCUCACCAUCAUGUUUGUCAUCCUUGGUUUCGGUUAUGAAAAGAUUCUUGCUACCUCUAAUGUUCUCUUCAUCGUUCUCUACACCAUCACUCAAAUCUUCUUUAACUUUGGCCCCAACACAACUACUUUCAUUGUUCCUGGUGAAUGUUUCCCUACUCGUUACAGAUCCACCGCUCACGGUAUCUCAGCUGCUUCUGGUAAGAUUGGCUCUAUCAUUGCCCAAGUUGGUUUUGGUCUCUUGAAGGAUAUUGGUGGUCCCAACAAGUGGAUCAACCACUUGCUUCAAGUCUUUGCCUUAUUCAUGCUUACUGGUGUCUUCUCUUCCUUCCUCAUCCCUGAAACCAAAGGAAAGACUCUUGAAGAGUUAUCCGGUGAACUUCCUCCUAGACAAAACACUGACGAACAAGUCAAGGGUGUUUACUAA
Messenger RNA from Rhizopus microsporus ATCC 52813, 1572 nucleotides. Its product is annotated as phosphate transporter. Gene Ontology annotation, biological process: phosphate ion transport; transmembrane transport. Gene Ontology annotation, molecular function: phosphate transmembrane transporter activity. The record is from RefSeq and is a predicted model, not a curated record. Gene Ontology annotation, cellular component: membrane. Bases 1 to 1572 code for a protein of 523 amino acids. The transcript has 2 exons. Lineage: Eukaryota; Fungi; Mucoromycota; Mucoromycetes; Mucorales; Rhizopodaceae.